AUGAGAAGUAUCCUCUUCUUACUAAUCACCCUGUCCCUCUUUCAUUCUGCAAAUUCAAAGUCUAUGCUUCUUUUGAAAAGGGGUGCUUCUAUAUCUGUUGAAGGCAAUACUUUUAUCACCUCCCCAGAUAAUUCUUUUACCUGUGGCUUUUAUGGAUUGGGAAGCAACGCUUAUUGGUUUGCAAUUUGGUUCACCAAUUCUAAAGAAAGAACCGUUGUUUGGACAGCCAACCGGGACAAGCCUGUUAACAGCCAGGGGUCAAGAGUAUCUAUUCGGAGAGAUGGAACCAUGGUCUUGACAGAUGUUGAUAGAAGCAUUGUAUGGCAAACAAAUACACGCACCACUGAUGUUUCUGCUGCUGAGCUUCUAAAUACAGGAAACCUCGUUUUGAAGAAUCCACGAGGUGAUAUUCUCUGGCAAAGCUUUGAUGUUCCUACUGAUACUCUUUUACCUUCUCAAAUAUUGACCAAGGACAAAAGAUUGAUAGCAUCCUUCAGAAAAGGAAGCUUCGAAUCAGGUUACUUCAAUUUAUAUUUUGGUAGUAACAACGUUUUAUCAUUGAUAACUGAUAGCCCUCAAAUAUCUAGCCUCUACUGGCCAAAUCCUGAUUAUGACGUCUAUACAAGUGGAAGAACCAACUACAAUGGUAGCAGAUUAGCAGUUUUAGAUGAUAUGGGCUUGCUUCAAUCAAGUGAUCAUUUUCAAGCCAAUGCCUCUGAUAAAGGAUUUGGGAUAAAACGAAGGUUAACAAUAGACCAUGAUGGGAAUCUUAGAAUCUAUAGUUUGAUUAAUUCAACAGGACUAUGGACAAUAACAUGGCAAGCAAUUUCACAACCUUGUCAAGUACAUGGGGCAUGUGGAAGUAAUGGUAUAUGUGUUUAUGCACAGAAACCCAAGUGUAUAUGCACUCCUGGGUAUGAAGUGAAUGAUCCAAGUGACUGGAAUGCUGGUUGUAAGCCUACAUUCAACCAAACCCUCUUGAAUUCAAAAGUAAAAUUCCUGGAGCUUUCUCAGACUGAUUACUUUGGGUCUGAUCUGUAUUACAAGCCGAAUUUUACAUUGAAAGCUUGCCAGGAACUCUGUAGAAGAGAUUCCGCUUGCAAGGGAUUUACCUACAGGACAUGGGGAAAUGGACAUUGCUAUGUAAAAAAUGAUCUUUUUAAUGGCUUUCAGUCUCCAGAUUUUCCAGGAAGUGUAUACAUUAAACUCCCGAGGAGUGUGAAAGUAUCAAAACCAUCAAUUUUUAAUGGUUCCAGCACAACGUGUGAAUCUCGAGAAAUAGAAAUUCCUGUAGGUUCUCCUUCCAUGUAUGCUUUUGCCAGAAGAACAGUGAGAUGGGUGUAUCUCUACUCAUUUUGCGCGGCACUUGGAGCACUUGAAUUGAUAUUUAUUUUAUUAGGCCGGUGGUUUCUAUUAAGGAAACAUGGUGUUCCAACUUCGGUUGAGGCUGGAUAUUGCAUGAUAUCCAGCCAGUUCAGGAGGUUUAACUACGCUGAACUGAAGAAAAUAACCAAUAACUUCAGGGAAGAGCUAGGACGAGGAGGCUCUGGCACCGUUUAUAAGGGUUCUCUGGCAGAUGAUAGACUGGUGGCAGUGAAGAGACUGGGAGAUGUUUUUCAAGCAGAGGACGAGUUCUUGGCAGAGAUUGGAACCAUAGGAAAGAUCAAUCAUAUGAAUCUUGUGAGAAUGUGGGGAUUUUGUUCAGAAGGGAGACACCGUCUCUUAGUAUAUGAGUUUGUCGACAACAUGUCACUUGACAAACAUCUCUUCAACUCAAAUUUUCUAGGAUGGAAACAAAGAUAUGCAGUUGCAUUAGGUACGGCCAAAGGUUUGGCCCACCUCCACCAUGAAUGUCUAGAAUGGGUUAUCCAUUGUGAUGUGAAGCCAGAAAAUAUUCUUCUAGACAAUGAAUUUCAACCCAAGAUUGCAGAUUUUGGGCUUGCAAAACUGUCCCGGAGAGAUGGCCCUGGUUCAGAAAUUACAAGAAUUAGAGGGACAAAAGGCUAUAGGGCUCCGGAGUGGGCACUGAACCAUCCUAUCACUGCAAAAGUUGACAUCUAUGGAUAUGGAGUUGUAGUCCUGGAGAUGAUAAAGGGAGUUAAGUUCUCAUAUUGGGUGGUAGAUGAUGCUGACGAUCAAGAAACUCCUCUUAAAAAUCUUAGCUGGACAGUGAAGGAAAAAGCUCAGUGCGGAAAUUCAUCUUGGGUAGAGAGCAUAGUGGAUCCAAGAUUGAAAGGAAAGUUUAGCAGAAAACAGGCAGCAACACUGAUUCAAAUAGGGCUUUCUUGCGUAGAGGAAGAUAGAAGAAAGCGGCCAACAAUGGCUUCAGUGGUCCAAACGCUCAUGGAAUGCGAAGACGAAACAGAAAUCAAAGUUCUAGACAAACUGGAAUUGAUAUAUUAG
Messenger RNA from Fraxinus pennsylvanica, 2403 nucleotides. The record is from the annotation of a GenBank genome assembly. NCBI's taxonomy places the organism in Eukaryota, Viridiplantae, Streptophyta, Magnoliopsida, Lamiales, Oleaceae.